This is a messenger RNA of Helianthus annuus (common sunflower), 1671 nucleotides long. RefSeq names its product 26S proteasome non-ATPase regulatory subunit 12 homolog A. The transcript has 11 exons. Bases 148 to 1476 code for a protein of 442 amino acids. Lineage: Eukaryota; Viridiplantae; Streptophyta; Magnoliopsida; Asterales; Asteraceae. The record is from RefSeq and is a predicted model, not a curated record. Gene Ontology annotation, cellular component: proteasome regulatory particle, lid subcomplex; cytoplasm; nuclear proteasome complex.
AACAGACUUCAAGUAGCCUGCCUGAUUUCAUAAAUCUAUUUUCAACUUCAACUUGUUCACCAAGCCACGCCUAGGGUUCACAAAAAUCCCCAAACUGUGUCCAAUUUUCAACGAUUUCUUCACUCUCACUCUACAAUCGAAUCCGAAAUGGAAGGUUCUGGUAGUUUGGAUGCUCAAAUAGAGUCAUUGUUGAAUGUGGAGAAGCAGAUGCGACUCAACGGUGAUGUCGCCGGUACGAAGAAAGCAGCGAUUGAUAUUCUGCAACUUUGUUUCGAGAAUCGUGCGUGGAAGACGUUGAAUGAUCAGAUUGUUGUGUUGUCUAAGCGGCGUGGUCAGUUGAAGCAGGCUGUUACUGCUAUGGUGCAACAAGCAAUGCAAUAUAUUGACCAGACUCCAGAUGUCGAAACUAAGAUUGAGCUUAUCAAAACACUUAACAGUGUAUCUGCUGGGAAGAUCUAUGUUGAAAUCGAGAGAGCCCGAUUGAUUAAGAGGCUAGCUAAGAUUAAAGAGGAACAGGGGCAAAUAGCUGAGGCUGCUGAUUUAAUGCAGGAGAUUGCGGUGGAAACUUUUGGUGCUAUGGCAAAAACCGAAAAGAUUGCAUUCAUUCUCGAACAAGUCCGUUUGUGUCUAGACCGUCAAGAUUUUGUGCGUGCACAAAUUCUUUCUAGAAAGAUUAGCCCAAGAGUGUUUGAUGCUGAUACUUCAAAAGAGAAGAAGAAGCCAAAAGAAGGUGAGAGCAUUGUUGAAGAAGCCCCUGCUGAUAUACCGUCAUUGCUGGAACUAAAACGAAUUUAUUACGAACUCAUGAUUCGAUACUACUCUCACAGCAACGACUAUCUUGAAAUAUGCCGGUGUUACAAAUCAAUAUACGAGAUCCCAUCUGUCAAGGAGGAUUCUUCUAAGUGGAUUCCGAUAUUACGAAAAAUCUGCUGGUAUUUAGUACUGGCACCACAUGAUCCUAUGCAGUCGAGCCUUUUAAACUCUACUUUGGACGAUAAAAAUUUAUCCGAAAUUCCCCAUUUCAGAUCGCUUCUAAAGCAACUGAUCACAAUGGAGGUGAUUCAGUGGACUUCUUUGUGGAACACAUUUAAGGACGAGUUUGAGAACGAAAAGAACAUGCUCGGUGGCUCUUUGGGAGACAAAGCUGCUGAUGAUCUCAAGGAGAGAGUUAUUGAGCAUAAUAUUCUCGUCGUCUCAAAGUACUAUGCAAGGAUUACAGUAAAACGACUGGCGCAGCUUCUGUGUCUUACUGUUGAGGAAGCUGAAAAACAUCUAUCUGAUAUGGUGGUAUCAAAAGCAUUAAUAGCAAAGGUGGACCGGCCUAUGGGCAUAGUCUCCUUUCAGUCAGUAAAGGACAGUAACGACAUUUUAAACUCGUGGGCCACCAACUUGGAGAAGCUACUUGACCUUGUUGAGAAAAGUUGCCACCAAAUUCACAAAGAAACCAUGGUACACAAAGCUGCUCUCAAACUAUGAAAACCUAUAUAUUAUGUUUUUCAACACCGAAGAUGCUGUUUGUUUCCUAGAUGCAGUUAAUCCUUUUAUUUGUUUCGGCUACAAAUGUAAUGUCUGUUUGCUUUUUUAUUCUUGUUGUUUUGGUUUUGGCGACUUUGUUAGUAACACGGUGUUGGUGGGUAAGCAGCAAUAUGAUUAGACCUGUUUUUAAUUUUA